AUGCCAGUCGAGCUUCGUAAGCGCAAAGAAGCGCCCCCAGCGCCAGUGCGCGCGGCCAAGAAGAAGGCACCUGCUAAGGACAAGAAGCCUGAAGAGGAGAAAACGGUCGUCGAAAAGGUCCAGGAAGCCGUCACAGAGCAGGUUGAAGCUGUCAAGGAAGCUGUUGUCGGUAAGAGCAACGGCAAGUCUACGGCGGCGGCGGCGCCUGCGAAGAGCGGCCCACCCAAAGUCGGCGACAAGAUGGACCUCGCCUCCUUCGGCGGAGAGAUUGAGACAAAUGAUGGAGACAAGACGACACUUGCGAAGCUUGUCGAGGAGAGCAAGGGCGGCGUUGUACUAUUUACCUACCCCAAGGCUUCGACACCAGGAUGCACAAAACAAGCUUGCCUCUUCCGUGACUCCUACGAUCCCCUCACCGCAACCGGAUACUCCAUCUACGGUCUCUCCGCUGAUAGCCCCAAGGCCAACACAACCUUCAAGACCAAGCAGAAGCUCCCCUACACCCUGCUUUGCGAUCCCUCACAGAGCCUCAUCUCGGCUAUUGGAUUCAAGAAGCCACCGAAGAGCACCACGCGUGGUGUCUUUGUUGUUGACAAGGAGGGCAAGGUACUUGCCGCUGAGCCUGGUGGCCCAGCAGCUACCGUCGAUGUCGUAAGGGACCUUGUGGGCAACAAGGAGGGCGUGCCGAGUAAAGAAGACGCCGAAAAGGCUGAGAAGAAGGAAGACCACGAGAUGGCGGAGACGGCUGAUGAGGUCGCUGAUAGUGCGGCCAAGGUGGAUAGCAACGAGGCUUGA
Molecule: messenger RNA, 795 nt
Organism: Alternaria arborescens
Lineage: Eukaryota; Fungi; Ascomycota; Dothideomycetes; Pleosporales; Pleosporaceae
Exons: 2
Coding region: 1-795 (264 amino acids)
Biological process (GO): cell redox homeostasis; cellular response to oxidative stress
Cellular component (GO): cytoplasm
Molecular function (GO): thioredoxin peroxidase activity
Source: RefSeq, a predicted model, not a curated record